This is a messenger RNA of Mugil cephalus (flathead mullet), 2928 nucleotides long. It is a transcript of the gene muc15, whose product is annotated as mucin 15, cell surface associated. The record is from RefSeq and is a predicted model, not a curated record. The transcript has 4 exons. NCBI's taxonomy places the organism in Eukaryota, Metazoa, Chordata, Actinopteri, Mugiliformes, Mugilidae. The coding region runs from base 232 to 1383 and encodes 383 amino acids.
CUCAGGGUGUGUUUCUAUCGCUGGCAGGUGUAGAAGCAGGUUGAGCAGGUUGCUCCCUGAAUGCCACUCUGUUGGGCCCUCCUCCCUCCUUCUCUGCGUCUCUCUCCGCGGCCGACUGCUGAUUCAUUCUCAAAUGCUCAAAUGUUGGCAGCUCAGUGAAGAGAUUUUGUUGCCUGUGCACCUGUUCUCAUCUGAUACAGCCUAAGAAUAAGAGUGAACACCAAAGAGAAAAUGAAACUGUUGAAGAUCACAGCAGGCCUCCUCCUGCUUGUCCAAGCCUUUCACCUGGCAUUGCUCCAAGAGUCAACAGACUCUCCUGGGCGUACGAUUGAUAAAAGUUGGUUGCGAGCUCCAAGUCCAAAUGCUGCACAUUCUGACGUGAAGAGAGACGCUGAUCAGGGAGUUCAAACUACAGAGGCAAGUGAUGGUGAAGGCAGUGGGACAACAUCUGGCUUCAUGGCCACAUCUACUGAAGAAGAGCAGAACGUGUCCGGUCGAGAGGAGACUGCAACUGAUCGAUCUGAGGAGGUGAACGUUACCACUACCACCCUGCCUCCUCCUACAACCGAGCAGCCAGAUGCAACAGGUGAUCCAACUUCAACAGAAACUCCAACUACAACAGAUACUCCAAUUACAACAAAUACUACAACUACAUCAGCUACUCCAACUACAUCAGCUACUCCAACUACAUCAGCUACUCCUACUACAACAGAUACUCCAACUACUACUGCUUCAAAUUCAAGCCAGACCAACAUGACGGGAACUGAAGAGGAUUUUAAUUCGACGACGACCCAUCCAAACUCCACUAGCCUUCCAGACUUCUCAAAUCGCACUGAUUUACAGUCGACAACCUUGGCUCCAGAGAGCAGCACCACUCCAGAAUCCACCACAACACAAGACGGAGAUAAAAGGUCAACCAGCACAACUCCUGUGACAACCACAACCACGCCAGAGAUAAACUGGACAUCCACCACGUCUUCAUCUACAACGGUGCUCUCUUCCGAGACCACAGGAACGACUACUGCUCCAAACACGCCUGAGAAGGCCAACAAUACAAACAAAGACUCGGGCUCAGCCUCAGGAAGCAGCUCAGAAAGAGGUUCGGCCUCAGACUCCCAGAGAGCUAAUAAUCACACAGCGCUGGGUGCCAUCCUGGCCGUGGCGGCUGUGGUCUGUGUGGGAGUGGUGGUCUACGCGAUUCUGAAAAAGAGAAAUCGUAAGGGCUUCUCUCACAGGAAACUGGUUGAGGAGUACCCCUCAGAUCCAGUUCUCAGAUUAGACAACAACGAGCCAAUGGACUUGAACUACGACGGUUCGGCCUAUUACAACCCAGGACUCCAAGGGGACAACAUCCAAAUGAGCAGCUUUCCAGGAGGCCGCUAAAUCUGAAGAGACUCGAGACCAAAGUCAUCAACUCCCUUGAAAGAAAGUUUUAUGUCUUGCGGAGUUUUGUAAAUAAGACUGUUUAAAAGUGAUAUUUGUGGACGGGAAUUACAAAGGUGUCUGUUUUCAGUCACCGCAAAUGAUAAUUAAGUAAGAGUAUGCAUUGUGCUGAUUAGAUGUAUUAUACUGAAACUGAGAAAUCGCUAAAGGAUAUCUAUCUGAUGUACACCGCAACAGCCAAAACGAACCCAUCAGCCAUUUGUGUAUGUUGCCAAAGGGAAUCAAAUGAAGUCUUUUGUAAUGAAGAAUGUUCCUCGCAGUCAGCGAAGGAUAGCAUAGAUUUAUUUCAGAUUUUAUUUUGAUAGAUUCUGUGUGAAUGGGGGCUGCAAAUUUUGGUAAAACACAAGCACAUCAUUAGCAUAUGAGCUCAUCAGCAAAAAGAGAAGAAGACAGAUUAAAGCUCCCCUUCUGAUGCGACACAUUAACCAAAAAUGUCCUUCAGUCUAAACAACAGAUGACACAGCUUUGCAACAAAAUUCAGAAGCCAUGGCGAACAAUAGCGACGACGCUGGCGGUCGAAGUCAGAGUCAGAGAUUUGAACCGUUGAACAAAAGAGUUUGUUUCCUACACUGAUGAGGGAGGUGGAGGGAGGCCGGGCUCUGUUUUGAUAUUCAUAGACUGAGGUUUUGGUAUUCAGGAAGGGAGUUGUGUAUUUGGUCUUAGCACUACUGAGUAGCAACAAGUAUAUCAUCAUAAUGUACUGCUAAAUCUUCUCUCCUCCGGGUGUCCAAACUGAGAGUUUGUACUAGUGCAAGUAUGCACCUUGGAGAUAUAAGUAGUGUUAACCUGCUACAUAUCUAUAGCAAUGUUAGAAAAAAUAUUUUUUUUUAUUAUUAUUGUUACUGCUUUAUUCUCAAGUGGGUUUUCCUAGAACUUCAAUUGGUUUAAGUAGGAAAAUUGUCUCUUCUUUGACUGUCACAAUAAGAUUGGGCAAGGGCUAAAAAAAACAAAAAAAGCUUUUAUAUAAUUAAAAUACCACAAUAUUUGUUAUUUGCUCAUUUCUACCCUUUGCUACUUUUCUAUGUUAUAUAAAAAACUGUACAUGAGAAUAAAUUGAAGCAAGGUAAUACAUCCUUCAGCUCCUUCUCCCCUUUCACUCAUCAUUACCUGAGUGAAGCCCACACUCAAUCAAUACACGCCAUGAUUAUGAUUGAUAUGUGCCUCGGCUCGGUCUAAACAGCCAACAACAACAACAACUCAGAAAUAUGAGCGUUGUGGGUUUUCUCUUCUGAGUGGUUCUGCAGCAGGCAUGGCAGGUCUGCUUCCUUCCUCGCUCUAAUUUCAGACAUCAAUCAGCGAAGGAAGCAUUUUGCCUGAGAGAGGAGUUUUGCGUCGCAGAAUCACGGCGAUUACCGCAGAAAUGAUGCCGGGCAGACGGAUAAUGGAAGCCUUUUACAUUGUUUGCCACCGCUUGUAAAAUGAUAUGGAGCUUGUUGAUGCCUUAAUAAACAACCAAACCUCUCGAAAUAAAAUUAGAAAAAACUC